CCUGCCGUACCUGCGGGAGGCGCAGCGUUGCCGUCCAAUAGUAUUUUCAAGGACUCGGCUAGCCGCGACGCCUUCAUUAAGAACGCGGAGAAGACGGCGAACGCUGAGAAGGCUGAGAAGAUCGAGACCGUACAAGAGGAGGAGGUGACGCACGUUCCAGGCUGGGAAGCCACAACUAAGCUGCAAGUCAAGGACGUGACCGACGCGCCGAAAAUCGAGUGGCUCUACAAGGGCCGCGCCAAGUUGUUCCGAUUCAAGGACAACGAGUGGAAACAGCGCGCUAUCGGAGAACUGAAGAUCCGUUUCGACGACGAGUGCGGCGAGUACAUCGUGAGCGUUAACCAGGACAAGACGGGCAAGAUCAAGGCCUGCUUUCCGAUCCAGAACGAACCUAAUGUGUGCGACGCGAAGUUCCAAGAUCCGAAUGCGAAGAAAACGAUCAUGUUCAUCUGCUCCGACUCCUCCGAUGAAGACGAUUUGGGGGCUCAGAACUUUGCUCUCAAAUUCGGCGAUGAGGCAAAGUGCGACCUUUUUCUGCAAAUCUUCAACUCUUUGCGUCAAACAAGGAGUCUUCCUCCUGGGUGGGUUCUGCCAGACAGCUCUGGGGCCGGUCCUGCUUCCGCUCCCACCGCAGCGCCAGCUGAAAGUGGUGCUGCUUCCACUGCUGGCGCCGAAAAAACCAAAGACUCCGGCGCAAAGAGUCCGGCCGCAUUGUCGCCGAAAAAAGUACCCACGAGUGUAGGUGCGGCUCCAGCAGGCGGACUCUUCGGUAGUGUCGCUUCCGCAGCAGAAGAAACAAAACCGGUGACUGGUCUCUUCGGAACCACCACGGCCACAAGUGGAUCUCUCUUUGGAGGUGGCAGCACGAGCGGGGGAGGCGGCUUGUUCGGCGGUUCGGCACCUUCAAGCUCAGCGAGUGGUGGCCUCUUUGGCGGUUCCAGUCAAAGCAGCCCUCCGGCUGCCUGCGGCCUUUUCGGUGGAAGCACGCAGACCACGACCUCGAGUGGAGGAGGCCUUUUUGGAGGAGGUGCCACCAGUCCUAUGAAAGCAAAGGUCGCGUCGACAGCUCCUGGUGCUGCACCGGCAACAUCUUCCUCAGGAGGAGCGUCAGCGGCUCCAGCACUCGGUAGCAACAGCGUCUUCACCUCUACUGCGGAACGCGAUGCCUUCAUCAAGAAAGCAGAGCUGACUGCAAAGGCAGAGCGCACGAAGGAGUUCGAAUUGGUCAAGGAGGACGAAGUGUGGGAUCCAAAUUGGGGUGCCGACAGCAAAGUCCGCCUCCAGGUGAAGAACACCAAGAGCCAGCCAGACGACGAACUCGAGAUCUACCGGCACCGUGCCAAACUCUUCCGCUUCCGCGACAACGAGUGGAAAGACCGAGGAAUCGGAGACGCGCAGUUGUUGCAGAAGGUCGUCGACACCGAAGACGGGACGAAGGAAUCUCAAGUGCGCUUCAUUCUCCGACAAGAAAAGACGGGCAAAGUGCAAGCGAAUUUCGCACUGCCUGACGCAUCUGCCAACUACUGCGUCCUGGCAGCGAAUUCAGGUACAUACAUAAACUUCGAUAUUAAAAAACUCAUCUAGUUCUUGAUGUGUAUGUUACAUUUAAGUAUAGAUACAAAUAACAUUGCAGAAACUGUGGUUCAUUAUGUGAAAGUUGGCACUCAGUAGUUGACGCCUUCUAAUGUAUCUAUCGACAAGCAUGAAACUCCAACUACAAGUACAAGCAUCAAUCACUUAAUCUAAUUCUAGUUCUUCAUCAGCAUUUGCUUCCAAAACUAGGCGAUAGUAACAAGUAGUUGUUUUCACAUGGUAUUUCAGGUAACGACAAGACUUGGUGUUUUACUGCCUACGACUGCAGCGAGGAAGAGCCAGCAGCAACAAUGCUUUCGUUGAAAUUCCGUGACAAGGAUGUUGCCGAAAAGUUCAAGGAUGCAUGGGAUAAUGCUAAGAGCAAUCUAGUGGGAGCUAUUUCAGCGGCAGACGUCAAGAAGUUUGAGAUUGCACUCGCGGAAGCACAAAGCAGAGACGGCAAUGCUCCCAAGCCUGCACCGUCAAGAGAUGUGCCGGAGACGAAGAAGCCAGAGGAAAACAACACCAGUGCGAAGGCAUCAUCGCCGCCAGCAGCACCGUCAAGCAGUGGUGGCCUCUUCGGUGGUGGCUUCGGAGCACUCGGUGGUGCCACUACCACCACUUCCAUUUUCGACAAAGCUGGUGGAUCAUCGACGACUCCCGGGACCGGUCUCUUUGGCGCAACAUCGUCCACCACUGGAGGACUCUUCGGCGCGGCUACAGCAUCAAGUACUGCAGCUGCACCGACAGGUGGAGGUUCCUUGUUCGGAGGUGGCAGUAGCGCAUCCGGAAACCUUUUCGGUGCUAGCAAUAAAGGUGCACCAUCAAAUCCCUUCGCACCAUCUUCGCCUUCGGGUGGUGGAGCAAGGCAAGAUCAAUCGGGAAAGACGCAAGAGGAACUCGAUCUAGAGGAAAUUCAAAAGGAAGUCUGGGAAGGAAAUUACGACGUAAAAGUCCACCUGCAGGCAAAAGACAAAGUGGAAACAGGGUUAGAACACGAGGAAACCGUAUACGUAGGCAGAACGAAGAUACUCAGGUACUUAAUACUUUUCGAAUUGUUCUAGUAGCUGGCUUAGUAAAGUUAAGAUCACGAUUACGGACGUGGAGGUGCUGUAGCUUUUUUUCUCCUGUGUUAAUAUCAAAACAAAAACAACAACUAGGCUUCGCGACGGGCAGAUGAAGCAGCGGGGGCUUGGAGAAACGCGGCUUUUGCGUGACAAAAAUACUGGGCGCAUUCGUCUGAUUCUGCGACAGGACAAAGUCGGCAAAGUCCGAAUCAAUUUUGCAUUGACGGGUGCCAGCGGUCUGUGCACUCUUAGUCGGACGCCGACUCCAGACUUCAAAGAUUUCGAGUCGAACGUCUGGUACUUGACGGUCUUCGAUUGUAGCGAGGACGACGAUGAAGGCCGCACCGAACGCAUCGCUAUUAAACACAAGACAGAAGAACUCUCAGAAAAAUUCGCCGAAAUCUUCAAACAGGCAGUCAUUGAAAGUGAUGGUAUAAUUUUUGUUCUUGUUAAAGUUUAUCUUUAUGGUUGUUAAUAUGGGGUGUGAAAACAUGGUAACAUUCAGAUCAGCGAGCAGAAGAAGUCCACACAUUAAUAAAUUUGCGAAUGUUACAACAUGAUGUUGUUAGAUUUCGAGCUUCAUUGUCAUCGCUUUCGUUGAUUGUCUUAACAAACAAGUCUCUUCCGUCAAUCUUUUUCUCUUUCUACAACGAACAGGCACUACAAGCGGCAGCUUUUCAGGGCACAAGCUCCCGGUCUUGACUGAAGAUAACAGCUCAAUGGCUCCUGGCAGCAAGUCCGCGGAAACCCAGGACCAGGGAGCAGCUAUCGGACCACCCCCAGGCGCAGCGACAAAGGACCUAGCAGGCAUAUAUCUUGAUGUCAGCGGAAAUCAAGUUGGCUGCAUCGACACUGACCGCAUGCUGACUUAUGAAGGUAGAUUGUAAAUAUUGUUUCUUUUUAAUAGUCGUUGCUACCUUAUUAUUUGAGAAUGAUAUUUAUUCUGUGACGAGGAUUUGUUUUGAUUACUUAAGUAGAUGAACAAGCGACUUACAUAGUUUAAACUCUCAAUAUCGACACAGGUACCCCAUAUCCUUUGGUCGAAAUUGUCCCAGAAAUGCGAUUUGAAAUCCACGACCAAGACGUAGGUGCGGUUUGGGCAUUCGAUGCUCAGAUCGAAGCUGGAACUCUCACAUGGGACCACGGUGAAUUCUGGAUCAAAGACUUCUCUCUUCCAGCACGUACUUACUUACAAAUAUCAAUCUUAUCAUAUAUACUUUUUGUUUUUCUAGUACUUUUUAUUCAUGAAAUUUUUAUAUUUUUUCUUAUUGUUGCUUGCAGAAGAUGCUUGGUAAAGUAGAAAGAUGAAGUCAGCUUUAAUACUUACUUAUAUAUAUAGAAGUUUUAUCGUUGACUAAUGUUGAAUUUUCAGCCGCCGGCAAAUCAAAACUCGGAUCGCAAGCGAAGGAGUUUAACAUUUUUACCCCACCAUUGCCUGCGGCGAGCAGUGGCUUUGCUCCUUCUGCUGGUGCAAACGCUAUCCCUGUUGGAGGUGCAAGUCAAAAGACAUCUUCCUUCGGAGCAUCAACGACCACGAUUAGUGCAGCACCCGCACCAGCGCCUUUCCAAUUGAAGAAGCCAGCCGACCCUGACAAGUGGACUUGUCCAGUCUGCAACUGUAAGUGGCCCCAAGACAAGAUGCAGUGCGGCGCCUGCGAUGCAUACAAGCCCGGCGUCGAUGAGGAGAAGAUAAAAAGAGAAAAAGAAGAACAGAAAAAAGCGACAAUGGCAAAGCUGCUCGGCGGCUCCUCCGGAGGCGGUGGUAAUUCCUUCAGAUAGUGAUGAUGAUCUGAGAAAAAGAAGGUGAAGGAUCAAUAAGCAUUACAACUCUUUGAGUAUAAGUUCUGUAGCAGCUGGUGGACAUCAAAUUCUCUUCAACAAGUAUCCUGCGUUCUUUCCAAUUUCAAUAUAUUUCUCCAAAAUCACUCAUAAUCACAUCAAAGCAGAUGCGCCCCCAGCGACCUCGACUGCAGCAGCGACGUUCUCUUUUGGAGCGUCCGCUUCAAAUGGAACCAGCCAGCCAAUUUCGUUGUACUCUCCCUUUCAUCUUCACUGACGGUUAACCUUUCUUGUCUUCUCUUUGUCUUCUAAAGAAGAACUCCUCGAGAGUCGAAGUAGAAAGGUCAUUUUCACAUUCACCCGAAGAUAUUUAUAAAUUCCAACUAUCGUCUUCAUCAUCAUCCUCGUUACCGCAUUGAACAGCACAACAUGAAAUAUAUCCAAUACAACAUCAGUGGCGCACCAGCCCCAGCUCCAGCAGCUUCGAGCAGUUCUGUUUUUAGUUUUGGUGCAACUCCUAGUCCGGCAGCUGCAACAGCCAGCUCGUCCCCUAAAAAAAUAGGAUCGGCAGCAGUGACAGUAGCGCCUUCAUCUGCUACUGCAGCAGUCGACUCGAAAGAGAUGAAGGCACUGGAGAGGCAAGUAAAAGAUGCAGUGGCAGCCCAAGAUGCCUUCAAACGGAGUAUCCACGCAGAGCUAGACGACCUCAGAAAAGAGGUCUUGGAGGUACGAUUUCUGCUUGAUCAAAUAUACCCUUGUCUUGAAGAACCCCAGAUAUAGGAUUGGUAACACAUACAGAUACACAUCAUAAUUAGCACAUACUUGCAGAUUUGUAAUCAAGAACAUGAACAUCAACUUGUUGUUUUGUUUCUCUUUCCUUGAUAUUCGUCUACACCCAAAUCCAUUUGAAUCAAUACUAAAACAAAAUACAAUUACUCAACACUCACAGCUCGCUUCCGCUGCGCCCGCUUCGUCGGGCAGUGUGCUCGCCUCAUCUUCUUCCGAAAGCGCGAUUCGCGAAGCGACGCGAAAGAUCGAAGCUUUGAGUACGAAACUGGCCAAGUCUGAAGAAGGCAAUAAGAAACAGUUCGCUUACAUACAAGAGCGGAUCGAGGAACUCGCGACAAAACAGGAGACUGCAGUCGUUGACGUCGAUGCGAAACUGGCGGCUAUGGAGCAGGAAAUCGGCAAUCAGGUGAACGAGAAAAUUCUCAGCCUGCGCACGAAAAUCGGUGCAGACUUGAACGCAGUGCGCUCAUCGCAGGCCCGACCGAGCACCAUGAUGAAUAGUGGACUGGUAUUCUAACAUUAUAACAUUCAUUCUAGUAAGGUUUGUGUCUGCAGCAGCAGCUGCACCAUGUGGAAGUGCUUCAAUCUUGUUGUUCACUUCGCUUACGACCAUUUCAAUAGUAUUGAGUAAAGUCUUGAUACAAGAACUUAAGCUCAACACCUGAAUGAUAUUCUACUUCGUAGCAAUGACUUGUUUAAUAUCAGUAUCUCUAUCUCGCCUUACGUUUACUUCUGAAUGAAAAUUUCAGGACACGGAUCGCGUCUAUGCACUUGUAAAUGAGCAGAAUGAGAGUGUCCUCCAGGAGACGGGGAGGCAGGUCCAAGAAGUCCGCGACUUUGCCGCGACGCAGAUGAGCGAAACCGAAAAACGCUUUGAAAAAAUGGUCUCCGACAUGCGGGACGCUCUGAAACACGAGAUGGAAGGUAUUUUCAACUUAUAAUCUGUACUUUCUAAAUAAGCAAAUUUUUUUUAACCAGCUAAAUUAUUUCCUAGAAGAUAUGUCGAACCAUAAAUUUGCAGGUAAAUUCGAUAAGAUCCGUACGCAAAAUGCUUAUAACCCGGCAAGUAGUAGUUUUUCAUCGCGGCUGUCGAAUUUGCGAGCACAACGUGGCAAUAUGUCGGUCGGCACGCCAGAGACGGUAACCGUUUUCGGCAACUCAGCUCGUCGCGACCCCCCACGAAGUGGCGUCUUUACCCCAACCCAGCUAACACCGAACCGCGACCAAACGAAAUAAAUACUAGUACUGCUGCUCAGUACUCAGAAGUAAAUACUAGUAGUUCAGAGGACCAAAAGAAAAAGACAUGACAGGAGCAGCAUCUUCUUCUUCAAGGAUUGAUUGUGCAAGGUCAUCGGGAUCUUCAUCUGCCUUGGAAAAAUCUAAAUUUUUACAAGGUGCAAGAAGCAUAAACGGAAUUUGAAAGAAAUACCAAUACGUAUACGUAACAGGCUUCGGCAACAGCGUGCAGCUCAAAACCUUUAUUUAGUUAACCAAAUCUAAUAUAAUCAGGCUGCGAAAGAAGUUAGACUCUCGACCUCUAGGUAGGUGCAGGUCUUACUUUUUAACCUCUUUGUAACUAUCAAGAUAGGAAGUAGUCAUGCAUAGGUGUUCCAAGUCCCGCGCACGAUUUCAGAAAGAAGCACAUGCUAAUGCUUGGAGGAAAUAGAAGGUUGACGAAACACAUAAGUACUUGAAAUGAAAUAAGGAUAUGCUUAUCGUGGUCUUGCAAUGUAUUAACAAAUAAACGGCAACCGAAGUUUGUUUUGCAUGAAUGUUUCCACCGACCUUUGUUCGACGUGGCCACCUUGUCGAGCAUGAUCGAAUCGGCGCCUUAGAGAUCGGAAACCACUGGUAGCAAUGAAUACUUAUAAGUGGAGGUUACAAGAAAGAUCAUGGUAAGGGGCGGAGGGGCUCUUCGACUUGAUCUUGGAAAAAACGACACUAAUGUCCAUAUGAUAUGCGUUUGCGUUUCAGGUUCAGCCUCCCUCGUUUCGCCGCUCUUAUAAAUCACAUUUAUUCCUGAUGUUGCCCUCAAUUUAUUACCAAAAGAAAAUGAAGAUGAAUAUCGAGGACCACCACGAGGCUGGAU
Molecule: messenger RNA, 7296 nt
Organism: Amoebophrya sp. A25
Lineage: Eukaryota; Dinophyceae; Syndiniales; Amoebophryaceae
Source: the annotation of a GenBank genome assembly